This is a messenger RNA of Puccinia graminis f. sp. tritici CRL 75-36-700-3, 1991 nucleotides long. RefSeq names its product succinyl-CoA synthetase beta subunit. Lineage: Eukaryota; Fungi; Basidiomycota; Pucciniomycetes; Pucciniales; Pucciniaceae. The record is from RefSeq and is a predicted model, not a curated record. Gene Ontology annotation, cellular component: mitochondrion; succinate-CoA ligase complex. Gene Ontology annotation, molecular function: ATP binding; metal ion binding; succinate-CoA ligase (ADP-forming) activity. The transcript is spliced from 12 exons. Gene Ontology annotation, biological process: succinyl-CoA metabolic process; tricarboxylic acid cycle. The coding region runs from base 148 to 1407 and encodes 419 amino acids.
CUGCACUCGACGAUCGGUCGGCGGUUGAAGCCGAGCUGAGAUCAGCCAAGAACGAUCCCGAAUUCAACCACCAGCCCCCCUCACAAGAUAAGAGAACACGAAACCUAGCCGAACAGAACAGAACAAACCAAAGAAACAAAAACGAACAUGUAUCGGUUUCCAGCCAGACCUGCCUUAGCGAAAUCUCUCAACCGGGUAAUUCUGGGAUCUAAAGUCCAAACACGACAGCUAUCUAUCCAUGAAUACAUGUCGAUGGGUUUGUUGAACGAGUAUGGGAUUCCGACCCCGAUUAGCAAAGCGGCCAAGACACCACAAGAGGCACACAAGAUCGCCGAGAGCUUUGGUAAGCCUAUGGUAAUCAAGGCUCAAGUCCUAGCUGGUGGUCGAGGAAAGGGUCACUUUGAAGGCAAAGACGGUCUUAAAGGAGGGGUGCAGAUGGUCGAUACUCCGGAACAGGCAUUGCAAUAUGCUAAACAGAUGAUCGGACAUAAACUCAUCACCAAGCAAACCGGAGCCGCUGGUCGAAUCUGUAACGCCGUGAUGCUCGCUGAGAAACGCGAACCAUCGCACGAGUACUACGUUGCCAUCCUCAAUGAUCGAUCACUUAACGGCCCGGCACUUGUAGCUUCGGCUCAAGGAGGAAUGAACAUCGAAGAAGUCGCUGCCAAAGACCCCUCUGCGAUCCACACGUUUCCCAUCGACUUUCAGAAAGGUCUAUCCAAGCAAGAGGGUGUCGAGAUUGCCAAGACGCUGGGUAUCAAAGACCACUCGGCCGCUGCGGACAUCUUCAUCAACCUUUAUCGACUAUUCAAGGACAAGGAUGCAACCCAGAUCGAAAUCAACCCCCUAGCCGAGACCAAGGAUGGCGCUGUUUUGUGCAUGGACGCAAAGUUAGGCUUUGACGAGAAUGCUGAAUUCCGACAAGAGAAGGUGUUUCAACUAAGAGAUCGAAGCCAGGAAGAUCCAACUGAAGUUGAAGCUGCCGAGUAUGGAUUGAAUCUCAUCAAACUUGAUGGUAACAUCGGAUGUCUUGUCAAUGGCGCUGGGCUGGCUAUGGCGACUAUGGAUGUGCUGAAGUUGAACGGAGGUAACCCUGCCAAUUUCCUCGACGUCGGGGGAGGCGCUACCGCUGAAGCAGUCAAAAAAGCAUUCGAACUCAUCACUAGCGAUAAGGGCGUAAAAUCAAUCUUCGUGAACAUUUUCGGAGGAAUUAUGAGAUGUGAUGUCAUUGCAGAGGGUAUCAUCAAAGCUACCAACGAACUGUCACUCGACAUUCCAUUGAUUGUCCGUUUGCAGGGGACUAAGGAGAAAGAAGCAAAAAAGUUGAUCAAGGAAUCCAAGAUGAAAAUCUUUGCAUUUGACGGACUUGACGAGGCGGCUUCCAAGGCUGUUGAAGCGGCCGCUUGAUCAAUCUCCCAACUGGAUAGCCUAGAGUAAACGUGCACCAACACACAUGUUAUAGAGCCUUUUUUGUUUCUUUGCGACGUGUUCUUAUCAGAUCUUCUUUUUUUUUGUUUUUUUGAAGGGGAACAAAAGUCGAGACGAAAUGAAACGAGUCUCCCUUUUUAAGUGCAGAAGGAUAGCGCACUGAUUCAAUCUUUUUUUUUUUGCGGGAUGUAUACUUCUUUUUCGAUUUAUCUGCCUUUGGAUUCCUUUGAUUGUAAUACAAGCUACAUCGGUGAUUUUUGGAGAGUGAUAAUUUGGAACACGAGUUCACCAGCUAGAGUUUUUUUAUAUCAAUCCCAUCGCUUUUGGCCAACCUUUUGCUUCAUUCUGUAUAGAUACUAAUACAUGCAUGAUAACUGGUGUUUUCUUUCCAGCUCAUGAGCAGAUUUACACACAUAGUCAAGAUGUAUUGCUCUGAUCAGCUUCACCCAAUGUGUCUGAAAGAGCCCACAGCACGCUUAAGUCAAAAUUAUUUACUUUGUGUUAACUCAGCACAGUGUCUCCUGAUGCAGAAUUUGAUGUUGCAAAGCAAGCCUCCAGCAAGA